CUCCGCAGUUUGUGAUGUUAGCCUUUUUUGCUGGACGCUCCUAGCCUUGUUGCCCCUCUGCCCCUGGUACCAGCCUCCAGCCCCCUCCCCCCCCCCGCCCAGGAGACCAUGGCCGAGCAGGCCUCGGGACCCCCGCCGGCGGCCCAACAUGACGAGGUGCUCGAGCAGCGAGUGGCGGCUCUGGAGCAGGAGAGGGCCGAGUUCAUCAAGCUCAAGCAGCAGCUGGAGGCCGAGUUCAACCAGAAACGAGCCAAGUUCAAAGAACUCUACCUGUCGAAGGAAGAGGAGCUGAAGAGGCAGACGGCGGCGCUGGAGGGAGCCCAGGCCGAGCUCAGCUCUUUCCAGACGCAGCUGACAGAGGCCCGGGCCGAGAUGGAAACCAUCAAGGCCGUGGCCACCGUGUCGGAGAACACCAAGCAGGAAGCCAUCGACCAGGUCCGCAGCCAGUGGCAGGAGGAGGUGGCCUCGCUGCAGGCCAUCAUGAAAGAAACGGUGUACGAGUACGAGGUCCAGUUCCACCAGCGCUCGGAGCAGGAGCGAGCCCAGUGGAACCAGUACCGCGAGGCAAUGGAGAGGGAAAUGGGCGACCUGAGGCGCCGCCUCACCGAGGGCCAGGAAGAGGAAAACCUGGAGGACGAAAUGAAAAAAGCCCAGGAGGACGCAGAGAAGCUGCGCUCAGUGGUGAUGCCCAUGGAGCAGGAGAUCACAGCCCUGAAAGCCCGACUGACGACGGCCGAGGACCGAGUGAAAGAACUGGAGGCCUCCAAGCUUCAUCAUUUUCUGAAAGACGGGCAGUGGAAGGUCAAAGAGCUCAAUCACGUCCUGGAGGCGGAGAAGUCGUGUCGCACCGACCUGGAGAUGUACGUGGCCGUGUUGAACACACAGAAAUCUGUCCUGCAGGAAGACGCUGAGAAACUACGCAAAGAGCUCCAUGAGGUCUGUCACAAGCUGGAGCUGGAGCGGCAGCAGCACAACCAGCUGAAGCACACGUGGCAGCGAGCCAACGACCAGUUCCUGGAGUCGCAGCGCCUCCUCAUGAGGGACAUGCAGCGGAUCGAGAGCGUGCUGUCGUCCGAGCAGCUCCGCCAGGUGGAGGAGAUAAAGAAGAAAGACCAGGAGGAGGAUGAAAAAGAGCGUCUGAGCCAAGUGAACGAGCUGCACGAGGAGGACGGCGGAGACAACACCGAGCCCCUGGACGACAUGUUCCUAGGGCUGAGCGUCGAGGAGCCCCACGCAGACCACAGCGCCCACGGCUCCAUGCACUCCUUAGACACCGAGGUGGUGGCGGGCGGCCCCAUGGACCCCUACAGAGACAACCUGCGGCGGGUUCAGUCGACGGACAGCCUGGGCUCCUCGCUGUCCGCCCAGCAGGGGCUCGGGGGCCACAACCACAAGGCCAAGUCGGCCAGCCACCUGGACGAGUCGGACUUCGGGCCCCUGGUGGGGGCCGACUGCGGGGCGGCGGACGGCAGCUUCGGCGAGACCUCGUCCAUUGGCUCGAUCAAGCUUACGGCGAGCCACUUCCUGCUCACCAAAGACCAGGAGAAGGCCAUCAAGGCCAUGACGCCGGAGCAGGAGGAGACGGCGUCGCUGCUCUCCAGCAUCUCGCACACCACCAACACCGCCUACCUGCCGCCCGCCGGCUACCGACUGGUCAGCGACAGCGAGUGGAAUCUGCUGCAGCAGGAGGUGAAAAACGCCGGCAGGAAGCUCGGCCGGCGUUGCGACAUGUGCUCCAACUACGAGAAGCAGUUACAGGCCAUCCAGGGACAAGAGGCGGAGACACGAGAUCAGGUGAAGAAGCUGCAGGUGAUGCUGCGUCAGGCCAACGACCAGCUGGAGAGGACGAUGACGGAGAAACAGACUUUGGAAGAUUCCGUCAAAUCGGGCAACGAGGAAACUGCCGCUAAGGUUUCCGGCCUCGUGCAGCGAGUCCAGGAGUCGGAGGCGCUGCUCGCCACACUACAACAAGCCUUCAGUGACGCUAAGAGGAACACACAGGAGCAAAUGGUGGUGCUGGUGAAGUCGAGGGAGCAGGUGGCAGACGAACUGAGCCGACUGCAGAGGGAUAACGACAGCCUGCAGGGGAAACACCGGCUGCACGUGGAACUGCAGCAACAGGAGGAUUUCCAGAUGCCCAACACUGUGCAAGAGCUACAAGCGCUGGUGUUGCGGUCGCGCGAGGACAUGGUGGCGUUGCGCACGUCCGCCGACCACAUGGAGGAGAGGCUGAAAGCGGAGAUCCUGUUCCUGAAGGAGCAGCUGCAGGCGGAGCAGUGUCUGAAGGAGAACCUGGAGGACACGCUGCAGCUGGAGAUCGAGGGCUGUAAGGAGGAGAUAGACAUCUUGGAAGCGUCUUUCUCCAGUUUGAAGACGGAGCUGGAGCGAAUAAAAGCUGAGAAGGAACAGUCGGAGAGGAGUCUGAAAGAGAAGACGGAGACGCUGGAGAGCAUCCAGGGCCUGAGGUUCCGGCUGGAGCAGCAGCUCAAAGAACUCGUUACGACAAAGGGUGCACUGGAGAGUCAGGCGCUGGACGAGCGAGACAAAGCCCAGCGGCUGCAGACGGAGCUGGACGUCAGCGAACAGGUUCAGAAGGACUUUGUCAAACUCUCUCAGACUCUUCAGGUGCAGCUGGAGCGAAUACGACAGGCCGACUCCCUGGACCGAAUCCGGGUGAUCCUCAACGACACCAACUUCACUGACAUCAACCAGCUUCCGGACACAUGAUAUACCACUGAACGAAAACUGCCUUUUCAGUUUUUAUUAAUUCCCCCACUCUUUGUCUCUAUCACUGGCCCAAUAACAUUAUUGAUCCGACCCCGUUCCCGCUCCUUCCUUCCUGCCCAUUGACCGCCGCGGACGAAGAAGUGUGGAAGGGACGAGGAUCGGACGCGUGGCACGAGGAGCUCGUGGCCCUUUGUGGAACACACCACGGAUAGAAUACUGAAGAAGAAGAAGAAGAAGAAGAAGAACACUACUACUAAAAAAAAAAAAAAAAAAAAUUGUAAAUAACUAAAUGUGUGACUGGACGGAGGGAGUGGACGUCCGUCUGUCUGUCUCGUUUCUACUGUAGAUAUAUGACUGUCUGUAUUUAGGCUCAACCAAAAAGAGGUUGGUCGUCUUCUUAAGCACUUUUCGUCUGCGACUUCUCUUCCCAGGUUUAAACGGAAAAAAAGGUCGGAUGCGUAACUUUUUCUCCUUCUGUUCUCAAAACGGUUGAUAGUCGCCUUCCUUGUUUACUCGCUUGUUCUUUCCAACGUCUUCUGGCUAUUUUUUUGUCACAUUUUCCACUCUAUUCUGGUCGUUUAACCCUUUUGCAAAAAAAACAACACGAUGAAGGACGGAAAAUACUUGCACAUAACUUAGGAUAUAAAAAAAGCAACAUAACACAAAGUGAGCAAUACGCUACCAGUUCUGAAACAUCCUCUACUGUAUCUUGUUUUGCUCUUAACUUCUGUCUCAUUUUAUUUUUUAAGCUGCAGAAAUACAGUGAAGAAAAGCGUAAAGUUGUUGGUGAUAUUUUCAACGGAACCCCAGUUUCUUAAAUGUCAAGACGACACUCGAUUGAUUUCAGUGUAAAGAAAUGGUUCAAUGGCGGCAACAGCAGAAUCGGGUGUCCACAUUAAAAUGUAAAACGAGGGGAAACUAACUGAUUUUAAUACACACUUUAGUCUUUUUAUAGAUUUUGACUCUUUGGAUUGAUCCUCUUAAUGAAAUUCUUAAACUUUAAUGGAAGAGCGCCGUCGUUCAGACGUCAGGGUCACAAAGUAAAACCAUUAAAGGAGUCAUAUUAUAUCAUAUAUUCAGGUUCAUAAUUUUAAUUUGGGUUACAACUUGAGAAGGUUCACAUGCUCUAAUGUUCAGUGAACACAUCAGUUUCCUUCAGCUCCUCUUUCACAACACUUUAAGUUUUUGCUCCUGUCUCUUUAAGGCCCCGCCCUCCCUAUGAAGCCCAGGUCUGAUUGGUCCAGCUGGCUCAACACCUCUGUUGUGAUUGGUCCACCGCUUCCAGCAUGUGUAGGAAGUUCUCUCGCUUUACCUGGCUGUGGGGGGGUGGGGUGUCAGACUCGCUGCUAAACAUGCUUCAUGCACAUUUGUAAUACAGUGAUGUCACUAUGUCACGGAAGUGACGAGGUGUUUCAGGAGCAGUUUUCUCCCUUUACCGCCGAGUUUGGCCUCUUUAACUUUAGCAGAACUUUUACAUACACCCAAUCUAUGACACAAAAAUGAAAAAGCAGAAUGUGUCUCCUUUACGAGUUUUGAUGAACAAUCCUCUAACAAGCUCGUCCCCAAGAGGUCAAGAUUGGAUUCUUUGCAAAAAAAAAAGUUACGUGUCUAACUGGGAAGUCGUGACUUACGGAAAACUGACUAUAUAUAUAUGAUAUAUAUAUAUAUAUAUAUAUAUAUAUAUAUAUGUGAUAUGUGUCAUGAAAUGAUUCAUUCAUCACAACAAAAGUUAUUUAUCUGUGGAGCUUCUGGUGGAUUUGAAUCAAAGGCUUAGUGUUUUAGGAUUUCUGGGGGAUCUAAUCGUAAUUAUGUUUUGAUUAGUGAAUAAUCACCUGAAUUUAACAAUCGUGUUUUUUCGUCAGCUCAGAUUGAGCCUUUUAUAUCUGCAGCAGGAGCAGGCCGUCUUCCACGUGUGGCGCAGUGAUUCCAGAAAAUGUCCGUGUGAGAAUAAAGCAGGGAAAUCUCCGAAGUCACCCCUCGCCUCAAUGUUCUGGAAGUUUUCUGCUGCUGCGAUCUUCCUAAGUGAACGGGAAACUCCGGAACCCAAAUUUUCCAGACCUUUUUAUUAGUUGUUCGUGUCUGAAAGCAGCGUAGGUUGAAUGACGUGUCGUCAUCCAUUGGCCUUUUUCUGUACCUUUUUGUUUUUCAAAAACUCCUGUCUUUUGGUCACGUCGGGGAAAAAGUACGCAGAGUUUCGGACACUUGUCAGUUGAUCUUAAGAAACCUUAAAGGGGCAGUAAGCGAUUCUAAAGCGGUCCAGGUUUUGUAAAAAAAUCAGCUAAUAUUUCCUCACCGGCCGUUAGCUGUCGCUUUUGUGUGUGCGCUGAAAAAAGCCCAGGCUCCUUAAAAUCCUAAAAAUGGUGCGGCCCGCACCACACAACAUCACAGCGAUUUUCCCCAGAAUCGCUCACUGGCCCUUUAAGAGACGCGCUAGCGGGUGACGCCAAGACUCGGAGCUUUUGGCCUCGUGGUCAGCGGCGCGUCGGUCGCCCGGACCCGAGGUCGCGACCCGAGCAGUAAAAUCACAACAACAAAGAGGGAGACUUUUUGUCUUAUUUUUUUCGAUUGGAAUAAAUAAAUGGUAGAAUAUUGACAGGAAGUCGUUUGGGUUGGGAUGCUUCUGAGGAUGUGGCUUCGUGACUUGCGUCAGGUAGAUAUCGUUGUAAUAUUCAGGCAUUUGGGUCAAAAUCGAGCACGGAGACGUGUGAUUUCAUACAUAGAUUGAAAUAAUCCAUAGACUACUGAGAGAGAAAACUGCACGUUUACAAGUAAAAAUAAAUCAAAACAUUUUUUAAAAAUCACACGUUUGUGAAACUUUCUAACUUGUGGUUUGUUUUUUUCCAUGUGCAGACUGAGGAAGUAUGAUUAUGAAUAUGAUUCUCGAGAGCCUGAAUGAAUAUUGUCAAUGUUGUUGUUUUUUUCCUUCAAAUCUCCCCCAAGUAUGUGAGCCAUUUCCCAGGAGUCACGGUCCACUUGGAAUAAAGAUUGUGACUCAUUUGAAACGGAUUUAUGGAAAAUAUGAGGCUGAACGAGAUUUUUGCUCCCGGUCGCACUAAAUCUCCCUCAAGUGGAGGGAGGGGGAUAGAAACAACGACCUAAGAUACAAGUUAAAUACGCUGCACAUGCUGUUGUUUGUUGUUUUCAUUCUUGCAUGUCAAACAUUUUCCAUAUGUCGCUUAUGUCUAUACUGUAGAUAUGGUGAGUUGAUAUUUAUGAUGGAUUCAUGCGACGGUGUGGACGCGUGGGCGAGUUGCACUCGACGGACGGAAAAAAAAAAGAAAACUGUCGGAGUAAACAUUUUAACAGUGUGAAUCCUGCACAUAAUUUAAUUUUGUUUCCCUCCGAUGGCCUUAUUGCAUUGGCUUGGUGUGUUUUUAAUUUUAUUUGUGACAUUUAAUGUCUAUGACGGCGACAACAUUUCUACUCGGGGCCCAAAGCGGCGGUAAUGUGAGAGUCGCCGCAGACGUUCACUCACUCACUCACUGUGGUUCUGCCUAGGUGUUGAUUUUAUUUUAUUCUUUUAACCCAAUAAUUUCUGACCUGGCGUCGCUGGGUUGUUCGCAAACUGCGCGUUCCCUGAAAGACGAUCAAGUAGAUGUUAAAAACGAGAUGAAGAGUAAAGAAUAUAUAAAAGGGUGAGAGACGUAUACAGCUGUACACUGUGUACGACUACUGCUACUUGGUUUUUGGUAUAAAAAAUACAAAUUCACAAUGAAUAAAGCACAUUCGAAGUCC
Messenger RNA from Scophthalmus maximus (turbot), 6462 nucleotides. RefSeq names its product rabaptin, RAB GTPase binding effector protein 1 (gene rabep1). Gene Ontology annotation, biological process: endocytosis. Gene Ontology annotation, cellular component: intracellular membrane-bounded organelle. The transcript is spliced from 20 exons. The coding region runs from base 109 to 2727 and encodes 872 amino acids. The record is from RefSeq and is a predicted model, not a curated record. Lineage: Eukaryota; Metazoa; Chordata; Actinopteri; Pleuronectiformes; Scophthalmidae. Gene Ontology annotation, molecular function: GTPase activator activity; growth factor activity.